AUGAGCCUGGGGCCAUGAGAGGUGAGAUGGGUAGCAGAGGAGAUUAGAAUACAGGUUACCUGCCUCCCAAGGUAGUUAACAAUGAGUCUGCGGAAACAAACUCCUAGUGACUUCUUAAAGCAGAUCAUUGGACGGCCAGUUGUGGUGAAACUCAACUCUGGAGUGGAUUAUCGAGGGGUCCUGGCCUGCCUGGAUGGCUACAUGAACAUAGCACUGGAACAGACGGAAGAGUAUGUAAAUGGACAGCUGAAGAAUAAGUACGGCGAUGCAUUCAUCCGAGGAAACAAUGUGCUGUAUAUAAGUACACAGAAGAGACGGAUGUGAAGAUACCAGGAGCAGCUCUUCAGAGUUGGAUAUAUUUUAUUACAAAGUGUUUUGGUUUUUGCUCUUUUACAAUCUUAGUUGGCCUGUUUCCACAGUGGUUGGUGUGUUUUGUUGUUGUUUUUUUUUUUUUUUUUUGACAUUGAAAUAAGAUAGCAAUGUUACAUUACAGAUUGAAUCUUAAACUUUUCAUGUUUAUGUUUACUUCUGUCUGUACAGAAUGCUACAAUUAAAAUUCAUUUCUCCUGGAUUAUUUUGCUAAGA
Messenger RNA from Cricetulus griseus (Chinese hamster), 585 nucleotides. The record is from RefSeq and is a predicted model, not a curated record. NCBI's taxonomy places the organism in Eukaryota, Metazoa, Chordata, Mammalia, Rodentia, Cricetidae.